AUGCCGCCGUCGUCAGGCAGCGCAAUGGAGCGGGGCGUGCUAGAAUACUUGGUCAACCAUGUGUUUCUGCCGCCUAAAACACCCCAGGCGGAUGACGAAGAUGUUCACAAGGAGCAUGCCAUGAUCCAGUCGGUCCUGGAGGGGAGCUAUGAACUACACCGAAAAUGUCCUAGGGAGAUGGCUCGGCGGCUGGAGGGGGCUAUCCGGAUGCUGCAGCGUCUGGUCAGGAUGCAGCCUGGUUUGGACGGCAAGAGUAAGAAAGCAGCGAUGAGAGAGGCGAUAUGGGAACUGAAGGAGGGGGAACACGCUGUAUUCUACAUACGCGCCCAGAACGCCGGCAUUCUCAUGACCGGUCGCAAGGACGACAUCUUGGUCGAGGCAUUUGAGCUUCUUCCUCCCAACAACGCAGGCAUGUCUUGCGCGGGACGCCUCAUCAGGUCCUUCCCCGACUGCGCAGCCGCCGUGGACCGCGACAUGAUGCACAACCCCAAGUUCCUCGACCAACUCGUCAACCAAUUCUAUCUGCUCGAACUCUACGAGUCCCCUCUGGCGCAGCCAAAAAGCAACAAGUCCGGCAGCACACACGCGGAGGGACGGGACACCAACUCCCCAUUCCUAGUCACGGAGAUGGUGAUGAGCACGCUGACUGGGCGCGGCCGGAAGGCUGUUACACCCCGGUGCAUCACCAAGCAGACCCGGGAACAGACUGGUUGGGACAGCGAUUUCGGGUCGUUUCACAGGUGCGCGGCGUGGCUGCUUUUGCGUGUGGGGCUACGUCUGGUGCUGGACCGCAGUGCGCCGCGCGAUGAGAAGUACUCGCUGUACAAAGCGCUGAUCGCUUUUUAUCAUGCGCAUCUGGUGCGGGAGGCCAUACGCGUUGGGUUGGAUAGUGAUCUUUGCUUUUCCAUGGUUGCCAAAGUUGUUCGAAGGAUGAAGAAACUGGGGUUGGAAAAAGGCACUGCCUGGGUGGAUGGUGUGUGGGAUGUUGUUGCGGCCGCGAACCAGGAGCUUCAGCGGCGGUGGACGAAGAUACAGGAGAACAACGAAGGCAAGGCCUCCACGACCACACGGCUCGAAGACCUCGACUUUGAGAGCGACACAGAACUCCGGCUGCGUACCCUCGGCCCUCAUGUGAUCAAGAUGCUUUCCCGCUCGACUGAUGACAAACACCAGGCCGGACCAGGAGACAUGAGCACGUGCUUGACAUAUCCAGCAGCCAACUUGCCCACAUUCACAAAGCAAAAUCCUGGCUCGUUUGAUUUUCUCGAGUUAGAAUCCUGGAUUGAGAACAGCCUGGCCCACUGGGUAACCGUUAGCCUUAAGAAUAGCUGCGGAAAUAGCAGCAAAGCCAUUUCCUACCUCCAGCAGCUCCGGGACCUCAUCGACAAUUACUACGGGGAGGCCUCCACUGCGUACGCCGGAAUCCCGGAAGCGUUGUCUUGCAUGUAUCUCAACAUCAUGGACCUGUGGGUAGCCCUGGACAAAAUUGCGGGCCAGGCUGUACCCUUACUGCUGGAGUACGACCCGGGUUUCACGCGUGACAUUCUCCAACAUCUUCUCCUACCAACCCGGGCCCAGAUGGAACGACUAGAUGCCAUCGAGACCUACCUCCUCCAGCGCCGCAACGGCCCAUACCACCACGCAUUCGCCCUCAUCGGCCACCGCGCCUCCUUCGCGAACCGCUUCUUUGAUUCCUCUCGAGACCACCAACAGAAGCUCACGGCGAUGCUCAAACAGCUCGACGACGCCCAAGCCCAGCGGAUCAAGGAAUACCACGCGAUGCGCAGUAAACAUAGGUCACUCACAUCCAAGCGUAGCAACGUCGACCACAACAGGAUACGCAAAGGACGCAAGAAAAACACGUGCGUGGAAGACUGCGAAGCCUGCGCCCUUGACCUCCAGAUUUCCGCCCUCUGCAUCGACAUCUUCGAGUACCCCCUGCCAACCGAUUCCAACCUCUGUAAAGCCAUCACCUUUGAGAUCAACGUGCCCCCCGUCGUGUCUCGCUGGCGGAACGUUACAGCUACGCUAUUCCACACCAUCUUCCGCAACCCAGGUACGCUAGAGACCAAAAGCAAGGAGAAGAUCUAUCCGGCCGCCCAGCACUCCGGCCUGGCACGGUUUGGCCCCACAACGAGUCAUAUACAGCUGGCAUCGAUGACCAAGCCGCUGGAGGCGUCACAUUACCGGAGUAAGCACAUCAGCACGCUGAUGACGGAGGAUGCGGUGUGGGAACGGCCGCCGUGGAGGAAUUAUGAUUAUUUCCAUGCGGAGGGCAAGAUUAUGUACCGGGAUCUGUUUGCGGAUGCUACUGUGCCUAGCCGAUGUUCGUUCGCCAAGCACCAACUCGAACAACAAGACACAAGGAACUUGCUGGUCUCAUGGACCCGCACAACGAACCAUACCUCCAACGAGGUCAUCGCCUCCCAAGCCUCCUGUCCAACCGAUUUGUCACUGGCUGAAUUCCGCGCCCUAGGUCAUCUGCGUGCCGACAGCCGGCUGCAGUGGGCGAAUGUACUCUGCCAGCUGCGCAUGCCGGCUGUGGACUGGAAUGCGUUGGGGACGGCAUGGGUGGUGCUGCAGGCGUGUUUGGAAGUGGGACCUACUUUGGAGAGGGAAGAGAGGAUAUUUAGGGAAGCACACCAAGAUCUGCGCAGUGAGACGUUUCUGUCAGAACUUACGGCCGCGCUGGACGCAGCGUUGGGGAGGGUACAAGAGAAUUGGCAGAAUGAUGUCGCGGUGUGUAUGCUGGUGUGUAUUGCGACGCGGGUUCUGUCGCUCACCGGUACCACUGCCAGCAGCACCACAGCCGGCACCACUACUUCCACCGUAGAUUCAUCGCCAGCAUCGCCGCCCCCGCCGUCAUCUUCCUCAUCGUCAUCGUCAUCAUCGUCGUCGUCGUCAUCGCCGUCAUCGCCUCUCAUCACCAGCGCGUCACCCCUACAAACCAACCUGCUAUCUUUCCUAUCCCGAGCGAGAACGGUCACCUUAGCCUGGGCACGCAACCUCCGCUCAGAACGCGCAACCCGCAGCGACGAGACAGAACGAACAGACCUAGGCCGACGCGCGUUGGUGGCUGCACUCACCUGCUUGGGAACGUUUGAUGUACACCCUGACCUGCUGGAUGACCUGGUCAGAGAGGAAGACAACAUGGGCGCGUUGGUCGAGGCCGCUGUCAUCUCACAGGUGCAUUUACCAGCUGAGGCAAAAGGGCUCGAGCCUGUGUUGCGGCUGUUGGUGCGCCGCUGGCGGGGCAUUAUGCACCGAGGGAUGGAUGCCCUCACGAAAAGGAUUGUGAAGACAGACUGUACCGGCUUCCACAAUGCCAUCAAGAUGUUCUGGACAGAGUAUUCCACCUCAGGAUGGACGAUACUGCCCGGAAGUCAGCGCCAUAUCGUUCAGGCCGAGGUCGGUCGGGAUGAUAACCGGAAGAUUGGCGUGACGUUUAAUCUGCUCGAGGGCAGGUUGUUGGUCAACGGGUUCCCGUUCUCACGGCUGCCGGCCGAGUAUGAGAUGGCGUCGGCGUACAAUGAGCUGUUUGGGACGGACGUGCUGGAGGUGGUGCCGUCGCAAAGGCAGGGUAUGCGUUUUGUAGGGUCGAGGAGGAGGAAGAGCUGGGAGGUUCAUUUUGCUAUGGAUGGGGGAGAUCUGGUGAUUCGGGCGUUUCGGGGUGUUCGUACAGAGCACAGGAAAGAGCAAGGGGAUGAAGAAGGGUGGGAGUUAAUUCCCUCGAAGCAGUUUGCAGGCGACCUCCCGGCCUCGUUCGUGCACAACUACUCGCACUGGCUCAACCUGGCGACGAACGAGAUUGAGUUCCGACCGAUUGAUACCCCAUGGGUGUCAUCUCCCGAGACGAACUGGAUCUUGACAUCUUUGUCUCGACGACGUCGAGUUCUUAUCAAGGACGGAACGCAAGUCAUCGAACCGUCUAGCGCAACAGCUACGGCCCUGCUGUCAGCCCUGUGCCCCAUCGAGACUUUACACCACCUGGACAUUAUCUACCAUCCUUCCCAAUCCGCCCAAUCCGCCCAAUCCGCCCAAGCAAACCAACCACCCCGUGUGGUCGUCGACCUCCCGCGUUUCUCCCUCACCUUCACCCUUGACCACGGCGCAUCCGUUAUCCAGUCCAAAAACUACGCCAGCAUGGCCUUGGACACUAACCGCAGCGCUGGGACUCUGAUCGGCCUACACAGCAAACUCGUCCUCCAAGAACAAAACAUCCACCCCCCCUGCACCCCGCGCCGACUGGUGCUCGUCCCCCGACAACCCAUGCUUACAUGCACACACGACCACCACGUUCACGUAACAGCCGACAAUACUUCAGAUGGAGUCAACAUCCGCAUUAAACACUCCACCUUCACCAUCGACCCCCUUCUCGGCCGGCUCGUCCCUACCGGGUCCCUCUCGAGCCGGUUGACCCUGUGCUACUUGCACGCGAUAACUUCACAUUGCCUUCCUGACCCUUUGACUGGUCGUACAGGCACGGAGGAAUCCCUGCGGAUCCUGCGCUCGGCGGCGGUGAAGUCGUUCGCGCGGCUGGAUGGGGAGUCGCUAGGGUUGUUGCGGUGCAUCGCUGGGGUAUCGCCCGUGAGGAGGUUUUACCCGGAGCAUAAGCAGGAUAUGGAGCAGGUGCGCUGGGAUAAGCGGUUGCCGGUGUUGAGCCAGCAUGAGGCGUUUGAGGGGGAGGUGGAGGGGAUAUUGGCGCAUGCGAGGGAUUGUGAGCUGUUGUGGCAGGGGGAAGAGGAGAACAGCGGGGGACUGGGUGUGACUGGGUUGGUGUUGGCGUCGUCUAAGGUGUCACAUCCGUUCUUGGUACAGAGGGCCAAGAUCAGGAAUGCUGUGUUUCGGGUGUCGGAGUUUGGGGCAGAGGAACAUACUACUGCGUUGGACGGGAAGUACGGCGGGAGGAAGUGUACAUCCACAUUCCCAUCUACAACCACGGCCUUCAAAAACGCCACGAUGGUAACCAAGCGCCUCUGGGCGGGCACAGCCGCCCCCCUUGCCCCCCCGGCUGACACAUUGCGACAGGUCAUCCUUGAUUUUACCACCAAAAAGUUCGGUGGAAAGGCCUGCACACCAGUCAACCUGACCUUCACCAUGGACCACCUCGAACCCCUCAACAAAGUCCUCAGCGGGCAAUGGUACGGCCUCUGCGCCGCUCUCGCAGCGACGAGAUCGGAAACAGACCCCAAACCGUUCCAGCUAGCCUUCUUUCUGUCCGCCCUGCUGCACGCCAAAGCAGCCUCCUGGGAAAUGGUACAGCUGCUCAUGGUCCUAGGUAACCUCCCCCCCGACUCGCCGAUACACCAAAAGUUACUCCACCCGCCAGACGAACAGUCCUUCAACCUCAACUACAGCCGGUCCUCGCUCGAGAGCAAGGUCCGCGGAAUCGUCCACACACAUGCUAGACCGCUAUCUAGCUGUCCCGAGGCGCGCUUAGUGCGCGAGGACAACGAGAGCAAGAACGCGGCCAAGCGCCGGCGGGCUGAGGCAUGGGGGAGCGCCUCGACCAGCGCACAAGAUCGUUUUGUGGAGGACCUGAAGAAGCAGUGGGUUAAAGGCUGGCAGGUGGAGCGACCGACGGGUGAGGGGUACGAGGUAUAUCUGGAUACGUCCGUGAUAAUGCCCAGGGUGCAUGACGCAGUGGAUCUGGCGCGACGGACGGAGCGGUGGGAGUGCUAUUUGGAUGGGCUCGUGCGGGAAAUGGGGAAUCUGACGGUGACGCCGGGACGACCGGUUGAGAUUGAGGACCUGUCGGAAGAUGACCCGGCGUAUGCGCCGCGGGUAGGCUUUGUUCGGGCCGACAGUUUGUUUACCUCUGCUUCUGCCCCCGAGACUCAGCGGCCAGUGCCGCGGGGUAUACUUGGUGGGAACUACAACAACAGCGUACAGCUCGAUGACAGCCCCUCGCUGGAUGGUUUGUUCGCCCGGCUGGAGCACAUCGCGGGGGACCAGCCGUAUCAGAGGGAUUAUAUCCGUGAGUUGCGGGCGAGCUACACUGGACGCCUGACGCAGGGAGUAACUCCCUCGACAGAGAUGGACAUCCCCAUGGACGCAGACCUGGACCCAGCAACAAACCCGGAAACCUACUUCCUCCACUGCCAGAAAGAAACCUCUACCAUCUACCAGCUGAUUAACAACGCUCUAAUCGCCCUCAACCCCCUUGAUUUCCGGUCCAACAUCCACCCACGCCUCACUCCCCUCUUUCUCUUGCAGAACCUCGCCCACGACCACUGGCCGCGUUUGCCGCAGCCUUGGAAGGCCGCUCUCGUUCACUAUGCCCUAUCACUAGUAUACCUCCAGCGGGCCGAACGGAUUCUACGGGCGGCAAGGGGCAGUGAGGCUAAGAAGGCGGACUUGAAGAGGGAAUUGGGGAGCUGGGGGAGUCAUGAACACUUUGAACAGGGUUGGGAGCAGGCCCCGGAAGAUUUGCUGCUAGAAGUCGAACAGGGGAUACUCAUUCGGCCUGUGCAGCGGUACAUUGCGGCUCAGAUGCGCUCUCCGUUUUCUGCUGUGACAGACACCCCCAACGCCGUCAUGCAACUCAAUAUGGGUGAAGGCAAGUCUUCCGUGAUCGCCCCGCUCGUCGCCGCCUCGCUGGCCGACAGGACCCGACUGGUACGCGUGGUUGUCGCCAAACCGCAGUCGAAGCAGAUGUGGCAUACACUUGUUGGCACGCUGGGCGGACUGGUGGGACGGAGGGUAUUCUGUUUGCCUGUGUCACGGUCUUUGGAUUUGUGUUCUUCUUCCUCUUCGUCGUCGGCAGGGGGCAUCGCCGUCAUUAGGCGGGUGCUAGAGGCGUGUCAAAGGGAAGGCGGGGUGCUGCUGGUGCAGCCGGAGCAUUUGUUGAGUUGGCGGUUGAUGGGGGUCGAGGAGGUGUAUUCUGCGGAUACUGACUCUGAUAAAAAUACCGCGUCCGAGAUCCUGAACGUCUACCGUAAAUUCGAAGACGCAGCCCGCGACAUUGUCGACGAGAGCGACGAAAACUUCAGCGUCAAGUUCGAGCUGGUGUACACCAUGGGCCUGCAGCAGCCCGUAGACAUGAGCCCCGACCGGUGGACCCUAACCCAGAACCUGCUGGACGUCGUCGUCGACGUGGCCCGAAAUCUUAAGUCUCACGAACCUGGUCUCAAGGGCUUGCUGGUCGAGGAACUGCCCGGCAGCAAAUUCCCCACGCUCCGCAUCCUGGAACCAUCCGCCGGCAUCCGCCUUGUCACGGCCAUCGCCGAACACAUCUGCCGCGGCGCCGCCAGCCUCCGCGGCUUCUCCACCCCCCAUCAGCUCCCACACCACAUGCAAGAGGCCAUUUUACAAUACGUCCUCUCUCCGUCCCCUACCCUAUCCCAAAUCACAACCGUCGAAAGCCUCUUCACCUCCUCCACCACCAAAUCCACCCUCCUCCUCCUCCGCGGUCUCCUCACCCUCGACUCGAGCAUCCUCAACUUUGCCCUCGCCCAAAAGCGGUACCGCGUCCACUACGGCUUGGCACCCGGUCGCCUGCCCGCAACCUCCUUAGCCGUCCCCUACCGCGCCAAAGACGCCCCCGCGCCACGUUCCGAGUUCAGCCACCCGGACGUUGUGAUAGUUCUGACCUCUCUCAGCUAUUACUACAAGGGUCUCACCGAUGAUCAGUUGUAUGUCUGUUUUCAGCGACUGGCCCGGUCAGAUGGGGCGGAGGAUGAAUAUGCCCGUUGGGCGGCUGCCGCACCCCCUGAGUUGCUAAGCCCAACACUGAGGCAUUUCUCGGGGGUCAAUUUGAAGGAUGAGACGCUCUGUCGGGGGACUGUGUUCCCCGCGCUGAGGUUUGCUAAGCCGGUGGUUGAUUAUUAUUUGGCGGGGGUGGUAUUCCCCAAGGAGCUGCGAGAGUUUCCGAAGAAGUUGUCUGCCUCGGGGUGGGAUUUGGGAAGAGCCAAGAAACAUCCAUUGACGGGGUUUAGUGGGACAACAGAUUCCAAGUAUGUCCUGCCGCUGUCCGUGCGGGCGCUGGAUUUGGAGGCGCAGCGACACACGAACUCGGCGGUGUUGGCAUGUUUGCUAAGAGGGGAGAAUCAUGUGUUAGAGCUGGGACUUGGAGAGACGAUGACGGAAAGGGACGAUGAGCAGUUGGCGUCGUUGACGGUGGAUAUGCUCCUGGACGCGGUCACGUCUUCUUUUUCGUCUGCCCAGCCGAUGCGGGUGAUCUUGGACGUCGGCGCGCAGAUUAUUGAGUUGAGCAACCUGGAGGUGGCCAAGCGCUGGAUGGAUCUGGUGCCGGUGCCCGAUGCCGACGCUGUCAUCUUCUUCAACGACCACGACGAGCUGUCAGUUGUCACGCGCGAUGGAGCCGUUGACGCCUUUUUGACGUCUCCCUUUGUCACACAGACCGAUCGCUGUCUGGUGUUUCUUGACCAGGCGCAUACCAGGGGAACGGAUCUGCGGUUGCCGGAUGAGUAUCGCGCUGCUGUUACGUUGGGGCCGGGGGUCACCAAGGAUACGCUUGUGCAGGCUUGCAUGAGGAUGCGCAAACUUGGCAAAGGCCAAUCCGUAACCUUCUGCGUCUCGCCCGAGAUGCAAAAGCGCAUUCGCGCCCUCGCCUCUGUCCAAACCACUCGCCCCCUCACCGUCACCGACAUCCUGGUGUCCGCCAUCGCCGAGACCUGGGACGACGUCCGCCGCAGUCUGCCCCUCUGGGCCACACAAGGUCUCCGCCACCAGCAUCAGGAAGUUGUCUGGGAGCGGAUCCUGCGCACCGGUCAGCUUUCGACCAAAGACGUGCAGGACUACCUCGAGGACGAGGCUCAGACUCUCGAGGCACGUUAUCGGCCUGUUCCUCAACGCCAAACUCAAGAUCAAGAAGACCAAGAAACCACCAGCGCGACACCGUCCGAAAGUUUAUCCCACAAACUGUCCUCCGCCACACAUCUGAAAAGCCGCACGCACCAAGUCACCCAAAUCCGGAACCGCUGCAUCUCCUUCGGCGGCCUCGCCACCCUCGACACAACAGGCGCCCUGCAAGAAGAGCAAGAACGCGAACUAGCCCCCGAAAUCGAGCGCGAGCGCCAGGUCGAGCGACCUCCCCCCCAAACCCCGGCAAAACACAACCUUCACCCGGGCGUGCGGUCCUUCGCGCUGACCGGCGUGUUCCCCUCUGAGAGUAGCAAGGCGUUUAUCCCCGCGUUCCACAGUCUCGCUUCUACCAGUGCGGCACCCCUGAUGCGCUCGGGCGGGCGUUUCUUCUUCCCUAGCGAUUUGCUCGCGACGGCGGAUUUCGCUACCACUAUUGUGCGCCGCACCGGUGAUGAUGCAUCGUGUUCGGAUGUGUACCAGAGACCGGUGCAGUGGGUGCUUACGCAGCGGGUCCCGAACAAGAUAGGAGGUAUCGCGGGCGGCAUGCGCAUGGUGUUGGUGAGUUCGUGGGAGGCUAAUGAAUUAAAGCCUUUGUUAGAGGCUGCACAUGCCCGGGCUUCACUUUCGUCCUCAGCCUCAACAUCAACAUCCACAACACAUCCAUCAUCAGUCACAUCGCCACACCCCGUCUUUCUCCGCGCGUACCUCCCGCGCUCCAGUCUCGCGUACCCGUCUCUCGAGGACCUGACGCUGUACACUAUUCCCCACACCAGCCCAGCGCCGCAGAUGGGAAUACAGCAAGGGGACAUGGGAAUACCACCCAGCCUGUUACGGGCUCAGCUGAAUUUGUUUGCGGGGCAGCUGUAUCUGCGGUCGUACGCCGACUACGUUUGGCUGUGUACCUACCUCGGUUUGUCGUAUCGCGCGAAUGAUCGCAAGGUUGAGGGAAACCACGAUGAAGAGCAGGACGGCAGCAGCAGCAGUGACACUAGCAGCAGUGGCAGUGCAGGAACAGGAAUGAUCGCGAGAGCAGACGGCUUCGUCGGCCGCUUCGGUGGCCCAAUGUACGCCCGGUAUUGUCCGUUUCAGACCAGCCCUGUUGGCUUCCUGGCGGUGUUGUACAAGCGCGUGAGACGGGAUUGUCUGGAUAUUGAGAGGACACAUAUGGGUCGGAUACUAGCGGGGGAUAUUUUACGGGAGAAGGAUUUUGAGGGGGUUUCUGGCUCGUUUGAUGAGGAAGAGGAGACAAAGCGGAAGAGGUGA
Molecule: messenger RNA, 10089 nt
Organism: Dichotomopilus funicola
Lineage: Eukaryota; Fungi; Ascomycota; Sordariomycetes; Sordariales; Chaetomiaceae
Exons: 7
Coding region: 1-10089 (3362 amino acids)
Biological process (GO): protein deubiquitination involved in ubiquitin-dependent protein catabolic process
Cellular component (GO): nucleus; cytoplasm
Molecular function (GO): K63-linked polyubiquitin modification-dependent protein binding; cysteine-type deubiquitinase activity
Source: RefSeq, a predicted model, not a curated record